This is a messenger RNA of Mesorhabditis spiculigera, 1863 nucleotides long. NCBI's taxonomy places the organism in Eukaryota, Metazoa, Nematoda, Chromadorea, Rhabditida, Rhabditidae. The record is from the annotation of a GenBank genome assembly.
AUGCUUAUCCCGUUCUGCAAAAAAUUGCUGGAAAUUGAGCUGCGGCCGGAAAUGGGCUCGUCAGUGUUUAUCAGUAUUUGUCGAGUGAUAAUUCGGAGGAAAGAAAGGCCAAGCUACGCCCCAACUCGUGGGCGGAUUAUUCCAGCGCCCAGAGCCUUUGCCUGUCCCAACGGUACCAUUUCAAUUCCGGGCCAACAUCUCUGCGUGGUUCCCGUGCCUCAAGCGGCCAACUACAACAACGCGAUCCGGGAAUGCGAUCGCCUGGGCGGCGGGGUGGUGAAAAUCGAGAGCGUCUUCGAGAAUGCGAUCCUAUUCGGGAUUUUGGAGUCAUCGUUCAACGGCUCGGCGGCGUACAUCGGGGUCGAGAAGUCGGCCAAUGGGAAAUGGGUGUACUCGGAUGGGUCGCCGUUGAAUUAUACGAAUUGGGCGGCGGGACAACCCUCCACCGGCUAUUGUGCCCAAAUCGACCCUUCAUCGACAAAAUGGAAAUCGCUUGACUGCUCCACAUCACUUCCCUAUUUCUGCGGAGUCGAUGGCAACAAAUUUCAAUGCCCGGAUGGCUGGGUGUACUCACCGGAUACGGACUUUUGCUAUUAUUUACAGAAUUUCACGACGCCCGACUCGAUCCAUUGGCAACUCUACAAUUGGACGACGGCCGAGCUGAAUUGCCAAAAAAUGGGCUCCCAUCUCGCGUCGAUCCACUCGAAAGCCGAGAAUAACUUUAUUUUUAACCUGAUCUACUAUCGCGGGCCGACUUCAUCGAACGCCUCGCCCAACAACUGUGAUUAUUCAAGGGCGUGGAUCGGGCUGUAUGGCAAUGCACAAAUCGGUAAUAGCAAUCUGUGGUCGGACGGGACGUUCAUCGAUUUCCGCGAUCCAAGCACGUCAGCUAUAACGUCGGCACAGUAUUGGGCGGCCCACUCCGGCGCUUGCCUCAGCUACUCCCACUGGGACUCGUUCGCCUCGGAUGCGCCGCCGAACGCCUCGCGCUACCCGACGACUACUCGAACGCAAUCCGACAAUGCAAUGGACUUGGCGGAGACGUGGUCCAACGGUUCGUCGGCAUUUAUCGGUGUCGAAAAGUCGGCCACGGGAACCUGGGUCUAUUCGGAUGGUAGCGCACUGAAUUACACGAAUUGGGCACCAGGCCAACCCGCAAAUGGCGAUUGUGCAGCCAUCGGGCCCGACACGAACAAGUGGCAUUCGGUGGCCUGCGAGACGGCGUUGCCCUAUUUCUGCGGACUUGACGGGGAUGCCCGCCAGUGCCCAAGCGGUUGGGUGUAUUUGCCGGAGACUGACCACUGUUAUUUCUUGCAGAAUUUCACGACACCGGAUUCAGUGCAUUGGCAGCUGUACAAUUGGACGACGGCCGAGAUGGGCUGCCAGAAUAUGGGUGCUCAUCUCGCGUCGAUUCACUCAAAGUUUGAGAAUGAGUUCAUCUACAAAUGGAUCUACUACGACGGGCCGACAGUCAACGGGCCGGUGCCAAACACCUGUGACUAUUCGGUGGUGUGGAUCGGAUUGACGGGCACGUUGGGAAGUGAUUCCCAGUGGAGCGACGGCACCUUCUACGAUUUCCGCGACCCGAACGCCAAACCAACCGCGCUCAAGAGUGCAAAAUGGGCGUGCAAGGACAAGCUCGCCUCCGUGCUGCUGCUCAAGGACCAAGUCGACUUCAGUGCAAGGACAAGCUCGCCUCCGUGCUGCUGCUCAAGGACCAAGUCGACUUCAGUGCAAGGACAAGUUCGCCACUUCGCCGCCGCUCGAGGCCGAGCCCGCAACCAACGUCGCCGAUGCCAAGUCAAGCUCGUCGCCCCCGCCACCAUCUUUUGCGUCGAGGGACCUCCGCUCCCGAGGGGAGGG